Molecule: messenger RNA, 826 nt
Organism: Phascolarctos cinereus (koala)
Lineage: Eukaryota; Metazoa; Chordata; Mammalia; Diprotodontia; Phascolarctidae
Gene: KDELR1
Product: KDEL endoplasmic reticulum protein retention receptor 1
Biological process (GO): protein retention in ER lumen
Cellular component (GO): membrane
Molecular function (GO): ER lumen protein retrieval receptor activity
Source: RefSeq, a predicted model, not a curated record
CCGCCAGCUCGGGGCCUCGCUCGGCCGCGCUCCCCCGGACCCGGACGUGUGCGCCCCCGGCCCCAGGCCCCGGCGGCCCGGCCCGCGGCCAUGAACCUCUUCCGAUUCCUGGGGGACCUCUCCCACCUCCUGGCCAUCAUCUUGCUGCUCCUCAAGAUCUGGAAGUCCCGCUCCUGCGCCGGAAUCUCGGGGAAGAGUCAGGUCCUGUUCGCUGUGGUCUUCACUGCCCGCUACCUAGACCUGUUCACCAAUUACAUCUCCCUGUACAACACGUCCAUGAAGGUGGUCUACAUCGCCUGCUCCUUCACCACUGUCUGGAUGAUCUACAGCAAGUUUAAGGCCACCUAUGAUGGCAACCAUGACACCUUCCGAGUGGAGUUCCUCGUGGUCCCCACAGCCAUCUUGGCUUUUCUAGUCAACCAUGACUUCACGCCACUGGAGAUCCUAUGGACCUUCUCCAUUUACCUGGAGUCUGUGGCCAUCCUGCCGCAGCUGUUCAUGGUGAGCAAGACAGGAGAAGCCGAGACCAUCACCAGCCACUACCUGUUUGCCCUGGGCGUCUACAGGACGCUCUACCUGUUCAAUUGGAUCUGGCGCUACCAGUUUGAAGGCUUCUUUGACCUCAUCGCCAUCGUAGCUGGCCUGGUACAGACCGUGCUCUACUGCGACUUCUUCUACCUCUACAUCACCAAAGUCUUAAAGGGGAAGAAGCUGAGCCUGCCUGCAUAGUGGUGACUCCCCAGGGCAUCUCCGCAGCAGAAGCAGUGAUGGCGAGAGGAGAUGGGCCACAGCAGCACGGGUGGGGAAGGGCAGGGGGCCCCCAGGA